Messenger RNA from Clarias gariepinus (North African catfish), 3768 nucleotides. RefSeq names its product Fc receptor-like protein 5. The transcript is spliced from 16 exons. Gene Ontology annotation, molecular function: transmembrane signaling receptor activity. The record is from RefSeq and is a predicted model, not a curated record. Gene Ontology annotation, biological process: cell surface receptor signaling pathway. Lineage: Eukaryota; Metazoa; Chordata; Actinopteri; Siluriformes; Clariidae. The coding region runs from base 1 to 3768 and encodes 1255 amino acids.
AUGACAAAAUUGAGUCCUAAACCUGUGGUGAUUAUAAAGCCUGAUACACAGGUGUUCAGAGGAGAGAGAGUGACUUUCAGGUGUAACAUACAGACAGGAGGAGACACUGAGUGGACAUAUGAGUGGAAUAGAGACGGUCACACAUUCUCCCCAUACAACACAGCACAGGAGUUUACAGACAGUUAUCAUUACUCCAGGGGUAAAUACACCUGCAGAGGGAGGAGAAGAGACUCUCAGCUCUCACAGAUCAGUCAUCCUGUUACACUCUCUGUAUCAGAAAAACCCAAAGCUGUGAUCACAUCAAGUCCUAAAGGAGACGUCCUGACAGGAAACUCAGUGACUCUGACCUGUAGACUGAAUGUGCAGUCUGCUGGAUGGAAGUUUUACUGGAACACAUCUACACAGAGCACUGAGACUGAGACUGCAGCACAGUACUCCUACUCCUCCUCCUACUCCCAUCACUACAUCAGAUCAGUUAGUGUCUCUGAUAGAGGUCAGUACAGGUGCAGAGCUGGAAGAGGAACCCCAGUCUACUACACACAAUACAGUGAUGCACUCUGGGUAAAUGUUAUUGAGAUUAAACCUGUGGUGAUUAUGAAGCCUGAUACACAGGUGUUCAGUGGAGAGAGAGUGACUUUCAGGUGUAACAUACAGACAGGAGACACUGAGUGGACAUACAGCUGGUAUAGAGACGGUCACACAUUCUACCCAUACAGCACAGCACAGGAGUUUACAGAUUAUUAUUACUCCAGUGGUAAAUACACCUGCAGAGGGAGGAGAAGAGACUCUCAGCUCUCACAGAUCAGUGAUCCUGUUACACUCUCUAUAUCAGAAAAACCUAAACCUGAGCUCACAUCAAGCCCUGAAGGAGACAUCCUGACAGGAAACUCAGUGACUCUGACCUGUAGACUGAAUGUGCAGUCUGAUGGAUGGAAGUUUUACUGGAUCACACUCACACAGAGCACUGAGACUGAGACUGCAGCACAGUACUACUACUCCUCCUACUACUCCUACUACUCCUACUCUCACAACACCAUCAGAUCAGUUAGUGUCUCUGAUGGAGGUCAGUACAGGUGCAGAGCUGGAAGAGGAACCCCAGUCUACUACACACAAUACAGUGAUGCACUCUGGGUAAAUGUUAUUGUGAGUCCUAAACCUGUGGUGAUUAUAAAUCCUGAUAUACAGGUGUACAGAGGAGAGAGAGUGACUUUCAGGUGUGACGUACAGACAGGAGGAGACACUGAGUGGACAUACAGCUGGUAUAAGAAUAAUAACACACAGCUACGAGACACAACACAGGAGUUGAUCAUCAGCUCAGUUAGAGACUCUGACGGGGGUAAAUACACCUGCAGAGGGAGGAAAAGAGACUCUCAGCUCUCACAGAUCAGUCAUCCUGUUACACUCUCUGUAUCAGAAAAACCUAAACCUGAGCUCAAUUCAGACCUUAAAGGAGCUGCACUGAUGGUAAACCCCGUGAUUCUGUCCUGUACACUGAAGCCGCAGUCUGCUGGAUGGAAGUUUUACUGGAUUAAAGACACAGAGAGUAAUGAGACUGAGACUGAAACAUUUUACUACUUCAUCAGAUCAGUUAGCGUCUCUGAUGGAGGUCAGUACAGGUGCAGAGCUGGAAGAGGAAACCCAGUCUACUACACACACUACAGUGAUGCACUCUGGGUAAAUGUUACAGCGAGUCCUAAACCUGUGGUGAAUGUAGAGACUAAACUACCGGUUUACAGAGGAGAGAGUGUGACUCUCAGGUGUGAUAUAAAGGGGGGAGGAAACACUGUGUGGACAUAUGAGUGGUUUAUGGACGAUACGCCAGUCUCUCCAUCACACACAACACAGAGGAUUACAGUCGUAUCUGAUGACGGGGGUAAAUACACCUGCAGAGGGAAGAGAAGUGACUCUCAGCUCUCACAGAAGAGUGAUCCUCCAUCACUCCCUGUAUCAGAAAAACCUAAACCUGUGAUCACAUCAAGUCCUGAAGGAGACGUCCUGACAGGAACCUCAGUGACUCUGACCUGUACACUGGAUGUGCAGUCUGAUGGAUGGAAGUUUUACUGGAACACAUCUGCACAGAGCACUGACACUAUGCCUGAAACAAACUCCUACACCAUCAGAUCAGUUAGUGGAUCUAAUAGAGGUGGAUAUCAGUGCAGAGCUGGAAGAGGAAACCCAGUCUACUACACACACUACAGUAAUGCACUCCAGUUAGACGUUACUGAAAACACCAAACCUGAGCUCACAUCAGGUCUUAUAGGAGCUGCACUGUCAGGAAACCCAGUGACUCUGACCUGUAGACUGGAUCUGCAGUCUGAUGGAUGGAAGAUUUACUGGACCACACCCACACAGAGAACUGGGACUGGGACUGAAACACAAUACUCCUCCUCUUCUUACUACUCCUAUUACACCAUCAGCUCAGUUAGUGUCUCUGAUGGAGGUCAGUACAAGUGCAGAGCUGGAAGAGGAACCCCAGUCUACUACACUCUGUACAGUGAUGAUCUCCCACUAAGUGUUACUGAGAUUAAACCUGUGGUGAUUAUAAAUCCUGAUACACAGGUGUACAGAGGAGAGAGAGUGACUUUCAGGUGUAACAUACAGACAGGAGGAGACACUGAGUGGACAUACAGCUGGUAUAAGAAUGAGAACACACAGACCCCACACCGCACAACACAGGAGUUUACAGUGGAUAUUACAGGACAGGGCUGGAGGAGUUAUGGGGGUAAAUACACCUGCAGAGGGACGAGAAGAAGUGACUCUCAGAUCUCAGAGAUGAGUGAUGCUGUUCCAUUCUCUGUAUCAGAAAAACCUAAACCUGAUCUCACAUCAGACCCUAACGGAGAAACACCGACAGGAAACCCAGUGACUCUGACCUGUACACUGAAGCCGCAGUCUGUUGGAUGGAAGUUUUACUGGAUCACACCCACACAGAGCAACGAGACUGAGACUAAAACACACUCCUACACCAUCACACCAGUUAGUGUCUCUGAUGAAGGUCAGUACAGGUGCAGAGCUGGAAGAGGAGACCCAGUCUACUACACACACUACAGUGAUGCACUCUGGGUAAAUGUUACAGGUAAAUCUCCUCCAGUGUCUCUGAAUAUCCUUCCCAGCAGAACUCAACACUUUACUGCUGACUCUCUUUCACUGAGCUGUGAGGACCAGAGAUACUCUACUGGAUGGACAGUGAGAGGAAACACACUCAAUAAGACAGAGUUCAAUUGUUCAUCAGUUUCAGAAUCUAUAUGUCACAUCAGCUCCCUCUCUACAUCACACACUGGAGUUUACUGGUGUCAGUCUGAAUCUGGAGGACGCAGUAAUUCACUCAACAUCACAGUGCACAAUGGUGAUGUGAUCCUUAAGAGUCCUGUCCAUCCUGUCACUGAGGGAAAUCCUCUGACUUUACGCUGUUCAUAUCGCAACACAAAGAUCUCAGACUCUGGUGCUGAUUUCUAUAAAGAUGGAUCAGUUCUACAGAAGCAGACUACAGGAGAGAUGACCAUCAGUAGUGUCUCAAUGUCAGAUGAAGGUUUCUACCACUGUAAACACCCAAAGAGGGGAGAGUCACCUAAAAGCUGGGUUUCAGUCAGGGGUGAAUCACAUGGAAAAGCCCCACAGUCAGUACUGAAGCUCCUCAGCAGUGUGGUAGCGGCCUCUCCGUAUGUGCUGGUGACCAUCAUUCUGGCAGUGAAAUGUUACAGAGCUCGAACUGAGCCUGAGGAGGACACCAGACCAGACAGAGUGAUAGAAGCUGAAGUAGCUUCCUAA